CGUAAAUCGCUUUCCAAUUUUUUUUUUUUUUUUUUUUUUUUUGCGAUCGGCAGCAUGGCAUAAUAAAUACCAUCCAGGAGUACCACAAGAGCAAUCCUGAAACAUCUUCUCUUUCGUUUCCUCUGGGGCCAUCGCAGGACAAUGCGCGCGUUGGACCACAAAGCGGUGUAUCUACAAUGGCCCGGGAAGCGGAAGUUAAGACCAGGAACGGCGGCUCCUCCGAGGUGACACCUCCGUCUCCGUCUUCUCGGUCUCCGUCUCGGUCUCCGUCACCGCCGCCUCUCCCUCCCCGCCGGAAACCUUCGAGCGAUGGCCCUGCGCAGGUAGCGCCCGCCCAGGCCAAGCCAACCACGGCCGUAUCGUCCAUCGACAUCUCGACUCUGUCCUUCCCCGACGGGUCUCGCGGCACCUUUUCGACGAGCGCACCUCGCGAUGGCUUCACACCCAACGCCAGCGGAUAUGGGACCCCCAGCCGCGAUGCUACGGCCACGGCCGGGGCCGGUGGCGACCUGGCCGACGCAAUGAGCGUCAUGAGUCUCGCGCCGACCAUGCGACCUCAUGGAGACCUGGCCAGCCUCGUCGCUGGCGGGCUGAAUAGGAAGAGUCGCGCCUGGAACAUGUUGAGGUCGCAGUCGGAGACCGUUCAGCCCUUUGAGAGCAUCGAGCUUGGCGCCGCGGGCGACCUCGCCGGUUUCGAGAGGGAAUUCGACGAGAUCCCGAGCGACAAGCCCGACGAUGUGAGGUUGAGCAUGUGGAAGGCCAAGCUGAAGCACUACAUGAUCCUCUCGUCUGCCGGGAAGCCCAUCUAUAGCCGUCACGGGGAUCUGAGCCUCGUCAACUCGUACAUGGGCGUAGUCCAGACCAUCAUCUCGUUCUACGAAGGUGCCAAGAACCCCUUGCUGGGGUUUACGGCCGGCAACGCGCGCUUCGUCAUCGCCAUCGAGGGCCCUCUCUACUUGGUAGCCAUCAGCAGGCUGGGCGAGAGCGAUGCCCAGCUCCGGAGUCAGCUAGGAGCCUUGUACAUGCAGAUCCUAUCCACCCUGACGCUCCCUACGCUCAAAAACAUCUUCACCCAUCGCCCCUCGACCGACCUGAGGAAGCCCCUCCAGGGCACCGAGUCGCUCCUCUCCUCUCUCGCCGACAGCUUUACCAAGGGCUCGCCCUCGACCCUGCUCGGCGCGCUCGAAUGCCUGCGCCUGAGGAAAUCGCAGCGCCACGCCAUCAACAACGUCUUCCUCAAGAACCGCAGCGAAAAGCUGCUGUACGGGCUCAUCGUCGCGCGUGGCAAACUGGUCAGCGUCAUCAGGCCGCGGAAGCACUCGCUUCACCCGAGCGAUCUUCAGCUCAUCUUCAACAUGCUCUUCGAAUCGGGCGGGAUCAAGUCCGGCGGCGGAGAGAGCUGGAUCCCGCUCUGCCUGCCGGCCUUCAACAACCGAGGCUACCUCUACAUGUACGUCAGCUUCUUUGCCGACACGCCAGACGCGACGUUCGCUCCCGAGUCGGCGCUCCCGCCGACUCCUGAAUCCUCAACAGACAGCCACUAUUACUACCCUAGGCCGGCCAACACCGAAGAGAAGCAGAAGCAAGAUGACGACGACGACAACAACGACAAUGACAACGACGACGACGAGAUCGCCCUGGUGCUCAUCUCGGCCGACAAAGAAUCCUUCUACGAUCUCAAGGAGAUGCGCGACAAGCUGGCCGCCCAGCUCACCAAGGCCGGCCACCUCGAGCUCAUCCGCUCCGCCGCGCGCGAGGGCCGCCCCCGGGUCCAAGCGGUCGCCCCCGGCGCCCAGAUCGCCCACUUCCUCUACAAGUCGCGCGCCAACGUGCAGUUCUGCAUGUCCGCCCUCGAAAUGCCGCCGCCGCCCCGCCCCCCGCCGGGAUCUUGGACGGCGGCGGCGUCGUCGUCGUCGUCGUCGUCGUCGGCCGAGCGAAUGCUCACCCGGCGCCGGCUGAUGUCGCUCUACCACGAGCUGCACGCCUCGAUCCACGCCAAGCACGCUCACCUCAAGGUCCUGCACGCCGUCAGCGAGGACGCCGCCAGCCUGGCCUGGAUCACGCCCGUCUUUGAGUUCUACUGCGUUGCCGGCCCCAACGUCUCGCGCGCGGCCAUGGCGCAGGGGGCGAACCGGAUAAUUCAGUGGGCCAAGAGAGAGGAGGAGAGGUUGUUCAUUAUCGGCGGCGGCGUGUUCUAGGGUUUGUGAUCGUCAUCAUCAUACUGCACGGGUGGAUGUGUUGGAUGUUCCUCUUCACGUGUCUGUAUGUGGUACGGAGUACAGUUGUUUUUGUUGUUGUUGUUGUUGUUUAUAGAUAUACCCAUACUAGUGGCUGUUCUGUCCUAGUCAACGAGCGGACGGGCGAUAAUAUAUAUACACAUCCGGCUCCAAAGCAAACUUGCUUUCCUAAACGCACGCCGAUCUAACUCACGUGGUGAGCCCUCCAUAGAUGACAAGCGAAGCAGGAAAGUGCUUCUCGGACUCGCCCGUCUAUCGGGCCGGCCAAGCAUAUUCUGAGC
Messenger RNA from Thermothelomyces thermophilus ATCC 42464, 2518 nucleotides. RefSeq lists its product as uncharacterized. NCBI's taxonomy places the organism in Eukaryota, Fungi, Ascomycota, Sordariomycetes, Sordariales, Chaetomiaceae. The coding region runs from base 177 to 2198 and encodes 673 amino acids. The record is from RefSeq and is a predicted model, not a curated record. The transcript has a single exon. Gene Ontology annotation, cellular component: Mon1-Ccz1 complex; fungal-type vacuole membrane. Gene Ontology annotation, biological process: vesicle-mediated transport; protein targeting to vacuole.